This is a messenger RNA of Westerdykella ornata, 2818 nucleotides long. RefSeq names its product acetolactate synthase. Bases 309 to 2378 code for a protein of 689 amino acids. The record is from RefSeq and is a predicted model, not a curated record. Gene Ontology annotation, molecular function: flavin adenine dinucleotide binding; acetolactate synthase activity; thiamine pyrophosphate binding. Gene Ontology annotation, cellular component: acetolactate synthase complex; mitochondrion. The transcript is spliced from 3 exons. NCBI's taxonomy places the organism in Eukaryota, Fungi, Ascomycota, Dothideomycetes, Pleosporales, Sporormiaceae. Gene Ontology annotation, biological process: L-valine biosynthetic process.
UGUAUGAGCAACACGAGAGAGUGACUCCAACACCUCUCCCCAUCUCCCGUCGCCCUAGGGCAAUCAAAACCCACGUCGUGUCCUGCGUCGUUUCAUUGCUUGCUUUCACCCUUCGUUCAUUCGUCCUCCCAAUUGUUCCCUCUCUCUUAACCCUACCUCCUCCUCCGCUUCUCCCCCCACCACCUCCGCCUUCCCGCUUCCCUCCCACCUUUCUUUACCCCAGACGAGAAAAAAAGAAGAGACGGAGAAGCUUGUGAGAAACGCCACACACACAGACGCACCCACAUUCCAGUCUGCUGCUGCCCGCCAUGCAGUCAAGACAGCGAGCUCUGCAGUCCCUCAAGGGCUGCCGCUCAUUUUCCACCUCGGCUGCACGGCCGGCCAUCUCACCCUACCGGAGAGCGGCACAGGUAGCAACCUCCAAAGUCGUUCAAGAAAAUGCACAGAGAACACAGUCGACCGCCGCCGCCGCCGCGACCAAGGAGACGAGAACCCGGCCGAGCCCGGCCUUCAAUCGUGAAGAUUGGAGCGAUGUGCAGCCACUGAAGCCAUACCGCCAGCCCGAGAUGGACCAUUCCUUCGUCGGCAUGAAGGGUGGAGAGAUUUUCCACGAAAUGAUGCUCCGUCAGGGCGUCAAGCACAUCUUUGGAUACCCCGGCGGUGCCAUCCUCCCCGUCUUCGAUGCCAUCUACAACUCAAAACACUUCGACUUCAUCCUGCCUCGACAUGAACAAGGUGCCGGCCACAUGGCCGAGGGCUAUGCUCGCGCCUCCGGCAAGCCCGGCGUCGUCCUCGUCACCUCCGGCCCCGGCGCCACCAACGUCGUGACUCCCAUGCAGGAUGCCCUUAUGGAUGGCACCCCCAUGGUCGUCUUUUGCGGACAGGUCCCGACCAGCAUGAUCGGAUCCGAUGCUUUCCAGGAAGCUGACACGAUCGGCAUCACCCGAGCCUGCACAAAGUGGAACGUCAUGGUGAAGAAUGUUGCCGAGCUGCCGAGACGCAUCAACGAGGCUUUUGAGAUUGCGACGACGGGCCGUCCCGGACCUGUCCUCGUCGAUCUGCCCAAGGAUGUCACCGGUGCUGUCCUUACGCGUCCCAUCCCCAUGCAGAGCACCCUGCCCGUCCACCCGAGCGCCGCCAUCCUUGCCGAGCGAGAGGUCACCAAGAGGCAGCUCGAGACGUCGAUUAAGCGCUCCGCCGACCUCAUCAACAAGGCCAAGAAACCCGUCAUCUACGCCGGUCAGGGUAUGGUCUCCACCCCCGAAGCUCCCAAGCUUCUCAAAGAACUCGCAGACAAGGCCUGCAUUCCCGUGACAACGACUCUGCAAGGCCUGGGCGCUUACGAUGAGCUGGACGACAAGUCUCUGCACAUGCUGGGCAUGCACGGCUCCGCCUAUGCCAACAUGGCCAUGCAGGAAGCCGAUCUGAUCAUCGCUCUCGGAGCCCGCUUCGACGACCGCAUCACCGGUAACGUCCAAAAGUUUGCCCCAGCGGCAAAGGCUGCAGCGGCGGAGGGCCGUGGUGGCAUCAUCCACUUCGAAAUCAUGCCCAAGAACAUCAACAAGGUCGUGCAGGCGACCGAAGCCGUCGAGGGCGACGUUGUGACCAACCUGGCUCAGCUGCUGCCUCUCGUCAAUGAGGUCAAGGAGCGGCCGGAAUGGUUCGCCCAGAUCAACGAGUGGAAGGCCAAGUUCCCCUGGGCAUACGAGAAGGAGGGCGAGAACGGCCUCAUCAAGCCCCAAACCGUCAUUGAAACGCUCUCAAACCUCACUGCCGACCGAAAAGAGCAGACCGUCAUCACCACCGGCGUAGGCCAGCACCAGAUGUGGGCCGCGCAGCAUUACCGCUGGCGCCACCCUCGCACAAUGAUCACCUCGGGUGGUCUUGGUACCAUGGGUUACGGUCUCCCAGCCGCCAUUGGCGCAAAGGUGGCCCGCCCCGACGCCCUCGUCAUUGACAUCGAUGGCGAUUCCUCCUUCAGCAUGACGCUCACCGAGCUCUCGACAGCGGCGGAAUUCAACAUCGGCGUCAAGAUCAUCGUGCUCAACAACGAGGAGCAGGGCAUGGUCACCCAAUGGCAGACUCUCUUCUACGAAGACCGCUUCGCGCAUACCCACCAGCGGAAUGCGGACUUCGUGAAGCUGGGCGAUGCCAUGGGUGUGCAGGCGAAACGUUGUGUGAAGCCAGAGGAGCUGGUGGAUAGCCUGAAGUGGCUGCUCAACAGCGAGGGUCCGGCUCUGCUGGAGAUUGUGACGGACCAGAAGGUGCCUGUGCUGCCCAUGGUGCCGGCCGGUUCGGCCCUGCAUGAGUUCCUGGUGUAUGAUGAAGCUACGACGAAGAAAAGGAGACAGCAAACGAGAGAGAGAUCGGGUCGUUAAGAGAAUGCUGCCUUUUCAUUGAGGUAUCGCUUCUUGAGGUGCUUGAUUUCUCGCUUCCUUUCUGCAUCGUGUUUCCUGGACCUUUUGAUGCUGAGUUUUGCAUACCCGACGGCCGACAUACCACCGCAUCCUAUCCUCUUCUAUCCAAGUCCCAUUCUUUGGGCCUUUCUCCGUAUAAUUUUCUCGCGUGUAUAUUUUGGCGGCCAUCUUCUGCUGAUUGAGUGGGCGUCCGGCAUCGGCGUUUUUCAUGACUGGAUUUUGGACGUGGGUGCAGUAGGAUGAGCAGACGUGUGUGUGCGAUGUUGUCAAAUGUAGGGGCGAAACUGAAGGCGAUGGGGAAUGGCAGGAUCUAUAUAGUGGGGGCCAUAGAGGAUGUAGAACGGUCACUUCUGCCGACCGUGAAAAGUCGUUAUAUACCAGAUUAUCGUUUUGUUGAAGAA